This is a messenger RNA of Macaca mulatta (Rhesus monkey), 6999 nucleotides long. It is a transcript of the gene UNC5B, whose product is annotated as unc-5 netrin receptor B. Lineage: Eukaryota; Metazoa; Chordata; Mammalia; Primates; Cercopithecidae. Gene Ontology annotation, biological process: anterior/posterior axon guidance; netrin-activated signaling pathway. Gene Ontology annotation, molecular function: netrin receptor activity; protein binding. The record is from RefSeq and is a predicted model, not a curated record. Gene Ontology annotation, cellular component: membrane.
GAACUCACUCCUGCGAGCGAGCGGCGGCGCUCAGCAUUGUGGCAGGCGGCUGGGGCCGGCUGGGGCGCCGGAGCCGCAGGCAGCCGCGGGGCUCCGAGAGGCGCGCACAAGGGCUGGGACUGCGCGGCGCCGCCGCUGCGAGCGCCACUGAGCGGUCGCGCAACUUCGGAGCCACAGCGCCGGAGCUAGGCGAGCGCUCGGAGACCCGGAGCCAGAGGGGCGCGCCGGAGCCUGGUUCGAGAGCCGGCGCCAGGCACCCACCGCGCUCCGAGUGCCAGGGGGCCCUCCGCGCAGCGUGGCUGCCGCUGCCCCCACGGAAGGCACGGGCUGGCGCGGCCGGGCGCCGGGGAGGACGGCGAGGAGGCGGCGGCGGCGGCGAAGACGGCGGCGGCGAGGCUGGGGCCAGGGAGACAGCCCCGGGGGAGAGGCGCCCGAACCGGGCCGCGGGAGCAUGUGGACCCGGAGCGGAGCUCGGGACGCGCUGCUGCUGGCACUGCUGCUCUGCUGGGACCCGAGGCUGAGCCAAGCAGGCACUGAUUCCGGCAGCGAGGCGCUCCCUGACUCCUUCCCGUCGGCGCCGGCAGAGCCGCUGCCCUACUUCCUGCAGGAGCCACAGGACGCCUACAUUGUGAAGAACAAGCCUGUGGAGCUCCGCUGCCGCGCCUUCCCCGCCACGCAGAUCUACUUCAAGUGCAACGGCGAGUGGGUCAGCCAGAACGACCAUGUCACACAGGAAGGCCUGGAUGAGGCCACCGGCCUGCGGGUGCGCGAGGUGCAGAUUGAGGUGUCGCGGCAGCAGGUGGAGGAGCUCUUUGGGCUGGAGGAUUACUGGUGCCAGUGCGUGGCCUGGAGCUCUGCGGGCACCACCAAGAGUCGCCGAGCCUACGUCCGCAUCGCCUACCUGCGCAAGAACUUCGAUCAGGAGCCUCUGGGCAAGGAGGUGCCCCUGGACCAUGAGGUUCUCCUGCAGUGCCGCCCGCCGGAGGGGGUGCCCGUGGCCGAGGUGGAAUGGCUCAAGAAUGAGGAUGUCAUCGACCCUACCCAGGACACCAACUUCCUGCUCACCAUUGACCACAACCUCAUCAUCCGCCAGGCCCGGUUGUCAGACACUGCCAACUAUACUUGCGUGGCCAAGAACAUCGUGGCCAAACGCCGGAGCACCACUGCCACCGUCAUCGUCUACGUGAAUGGUGGCUGGUCCAGCUGGGCAGAGUGGUCGCCCUGCUCCAACCGCUGUGGCCGAGGCUGGCAGAAGCGCACCCGGACCUGCACCAACCCCACCCCACUCAACGGGGGGGCCUUCUGCGAGGGCCAGGCCUUCCAGAAGACCGCCUGCACCACCAUCUGCCCAGUUGAUGGGGCGUGGACGGAGUGGAGCAAGUGGUCAGCCUGCAGCACUGAGUGUGCCCACUGGCGUAGCCGCGAGUGCAUGGCGCCCCCACCCCAGAACGGAGGCCGUGACUGCAGCGGGACGCUGCUCGACUCUAAGAACUGCACAGAUGGCCUGUGUAUGCAAAAUAAGAAAACUCUAAGCGACCCCAACAGCCACCUGCUGGAGGCCUCAGGGGACGCGGCGCUGUACGCGGGCCUCGUGGUGGCUGUCUUCGUGGUCGUGGCAAUCCUCAUGGCGGUGGGGGUGGUGGUGUACCGCCGCAACUGCCGUGACUUCGACACAGACAUCACUGACUCAUCUGCCGCCCUGACUGGUGGUUUCCACCCUGUCAACUUCAAGACGGCCAGGCCCAACAACCCGCAGCUCCUACACCCCUCUGUGCCUCCUGACCUGACAGCCAGUGCCGGCAUCUACCGUGGACCCGUGUAUGCCCUGCAGGACUCCACCGACAAGAUCCCCAUGACCAACUCUCCUCUGCUGGACCCCUUACCCAGCCUGAAGGUCAAGGUCUACAGCUCCAGCACCACAGGCUCUGGGCCAGGCCUGGCAGACGGGGCUGACCUGCUGGGGGUCCUGCCGCCGGGCACAUACCCUAGUGAUUUCGCCCGGGACACCCACCUCCUGCACCUGCGCAGCGCCAGCCUUGGUUCCCAGCAGCUCUUGGGCCUGCCCCGAGACCCGGGGAGCAGCGUCAGCGGCACCUUUGGCUGCCUGGGUGGGAGGCUCAGCAUCCCUGGCACAGGGGUCAGCCUACUGGUGCCCAAUGGAGCCAUUCCCCAGGGCAAGUUCUACGAGAUGUAUCUACUCAUCAACAAGGCAGAAAGCACCCUCCCGCUUUCAGAAGGGACCCAGACAGUAUUGAGCCCCUCGGUGACCUGCGGACCCACAGGCCUCCUGCUGUGCCGCCCCGUCAUCCUCACCGUGCCCCACUGUGCCAAAGUCAGUGUCGGUGACUGGAUCUUUCAGCUCAAGACCCAGGCCCACCAGGGCCACUGGGAGGAGGUGGUGACCCUGGAUGAGGAGACCCUGAACACACCCUGCUACUGCCAGCUGGAGCCCAGGGCCUGCCAUAUCCUGCUGGACCAGCUGGGCACCUAUGUGUUCACGGGCGAGUCCUAUUCCCGCUCAGCAGUCAAGCGGCUCCAGCUGGCCGUCUUCGCCCCCGCCCUCUGCACCUCCCUGGAGUACAGCCUCCGGGUCUACUGCCUGGAGGACACACCUGUAGCACUGAAGGAGGUGCUGGACCUGGAGCGGACUCUGGGUGGCUACUUGGUGGAGGAGCCGAAACCCUUGAUGUUCAAAGACAGUUACCACAACCUGCGCCUCUCCCUCCAUGACCUCCCCCACGCCCAUUGGAGGAGCAAGCUGCUGGCCAAAUACCAGGAGAUCCCCUUCUAUCACAUCUGGAGCGGCAGCCAGAAGGCCCUCCACUGCACUUUCACCCUGGAGAGGCACAGCUUGGCCUCCACAGAGCUCACCUGCAAGAUCUGCGUUCGGCAAGUGGAAGGGGAGGGCCAGAUAUUCCAGCUGCACACCACUCUGGCGGAGACACCUGCUGGCUCCCUGGACACACUCUGCUCUGCCCCUGGCAGCGCCGUCACCACCCAGCUGGGACCUUACGCCUUCAAGAUCCCGCUGUCCAUCCGCCAGAAGAUAUGCAACAGCCUAGAUGCCCCCAACUCACGGGGCAAUGACUGGCGAAUGUUGGCGCAGAAGCUUUCUAUGGACCGGUACCUGAAUUACUUUGCCACCAAAGCGAGCCCCACGGGUGUGAUCCUGGACCUCUGGGAAGCUCUGCAGCAGGACGAUGGGGACCUCAACAGCCUGGCGAGUGCCUUGGAAGAGAUGGGCAAGAGUGAGAUGCUGGUGGCUGUGGCCACUGACGGGGACUGCUGAGCCUCCUGGGACGGCAGGCUGGCAGGGACUGACAGGUGGCAGGUGCAGGGAGGCCUGCGGGAGCCUCCUGAUGAGGAUGUUUGGCCUCUGCUUCCUCCCAGUUCGCAGCCAGAGUUGCCUCUCCUCCUCCUCUUCCCCAACCCCCAGACCACAACCAGCCUUAGAAAAUCCAUGUACUCUGUUGUUAGAGGGCCCAGAGUUCCUUCUCCAUCCCCGUUCUCUGUCUGUUGGCCUGAGAUCUCCGUGCGGGAACCAAGAUGGGGCUGAAGCCUCUGGAGGCGGUUGGGGCAGGCAGGAGGCUGUCCCUCCACCCUCCUACCCUCAGCCUGGCAACUUCUGAGUUCCAUGGGUUUUAGUUCCGUUCUUUGUUUUCUUCCUCCCUUAUUGAGUUAUCCUUUCUCCCUAAGCCCCCUUCUGCUUCCACGCCCUUUUCCUCUUUGAAGAGUCAAGUACGAUUCAGACAAACUGCUUUCUCCUGUCCAAAAGCAAAAAGGUAAAGGAAAGAAAGAAAGCUUCAGACCGCUAGUAAGGCUCAAAGAAGAAGAAAAACACCAAAACCACAAGGGAAAAGAAAAACCCAGUUUCUUAGGAAACGCUAAUGAUUUAUUAUCCAGAUUAUUUGGAUAAGUCCUUUUUAAGAAAAAAAAAAAAAAAGAAAAUGAAAAACAACACAAAAAAAUAGAAAACUCUUUUCUUGAGCGUGGAUGAGAAUGGGCACACUCACACUUCUGGCCAGGAGUGAAUGUGCCUUUGUGUGUGUGUGUUUGUGUGUGUGUGUGUGUGUGUUUGUGUGUGUGUGUGUGUGUGUGUGUUUGUGUGUGUGUGUGUGUGUGUGUGUGUUUGUGUGUGUGUGUGUGUGUGUGUGUGUGUGUGUGUGUGUACAUGUACGCGUGUGCAUUGGGGAGAGAGAGACUGAACAGAGAGUACUUUGCUGCUAACAAAUCCAUCUUGGACUGAAUUCUGACAAGGCCUCAGUUUCCCCAGUUGUGCAGAGAGUAGUCAGACAGGGUUUUCACUGUCUAGAUUUAGCUGGCUAGAUUUCCCUCUAAAAUCUUAAGCAGAUGCUGAAUCCGUAAAGCCAAGGAGUGCUAAGGGCUGGAGUGGGUGGGCCCUCCCUCCCACAGCCCCAGGGAGAUACCUCUGGGCUCCUGGGAAUCUGGAUUAAGAAAGUUGGGAUGAAAGAGGAGGCCGGCUGUGAGCCAGGGAGAAUGUUCCAGUCUGGUUUUGGUCUGGUGGCUCCUAGAAAGGGAUGUGGCUCAGAAGUGGGACUCAAACAGAGAGACGAAGUGGGGGAGGAAAGUCUUCUACAGACAUCUCUCUCCUGGGGGCUGGAUAGCUUUACCCUAAGGUGGGGCCAGCCCUGACACCCUCAUCCCAUCCUCAGCCCAGCAGCCUCUGGAGCAGGGUGACGCUCUCUUGAUGGCCAGGAAUCCAGAAUCUGCCCUUCCCGAGCCUUGGUUUCUCCUUCUGUAAAGCAGAGUGAUGGCUGAGAGGUCCUUUCUAGCUCCAGAAGCCGGAGCUUCCCAGUGUCAGUCAACCCUGCAGUGUGGGAGGCUGGGAGGCGGGUGCCCUGGCUGUGCUUUGCAUGCCCAGGAGUGGAGGAGGAGGCUGAGAAGCUGGUUUCCCAGCUCUGAUCUCCACAGGCACCUCCUAUAACCCUCCUCUUACCCACCCCACCACGGUCUGGGAGAUCUGAAAUAACCUUUCCCAGUGGGUGGGGUUGCCAGGGUAGAGGGGACGGCACACACUUCCCCCACCCAACCUGUUCCAGGGGCCCUGCAUGGUGCAGGAUGAGUCUCUGCCCUGUGCAACUGCCUGGCAGUGGCUGGGACAAGGAUCUUGCAGCCAGCACAGAGGCCUCAUCAAAGGCCUCUCCCUCUUGGCACUCCAGGCAGGGCAAGUGCCAGCUUCCCCAACACUUCCGGGCAGUGACCCUAGGGCGUGCCCCAGCAGGCCUCUGAGCAGCCACUGGGACCCGUCUCAGCACAUCCUGGCCUUUGAAAGUCUGAUAUCCUGAGAGGAGGGCAGGUUUUAGGGCUGCAGUUCCAGCCAGCGUCCGCAGCUUGGCUUCUCUGCCAUGGACUCGGCAGCUCGCGGGGCUUCUUACCACCCACCAGCCCCCUGGGGUGUGGCCUGGCUGUGGGCAGAGGAGGACUUGCCUGGAGAUUUGAGAGAGGAUUCCUUCUACCAGGGCUGCUGAGGGCCAGGUCUGCAUCAGGGGCUGGACCCUGACUGGGUCUGGAGGCUGAGACUAAGGCUCUCAACCCUGGUGCCUCCAGGCACCAGGAUGCUGCCUCGGAUGAAGGAAAGUGCCAGAUGACGGGCACUUUCCCUGCCGAAGUGCCCAUCCCAUGGGCUCAGCCUCACUGGUCACUGUAGCCCAUGCACACGUGUGGGCCUCGGUCACGUGGCUUUGAGGGCAGUCUGACCAGGCUAGACCACACGUGCUGUGACAGGGGGUGCCAUUCCCCUUGCAGGCUCUGACAUGUCCACAUGUAGCCUGGCCGUCCAAAGACCAGGAAUCGAGUUGCAAAUCUGCCAUUAAACUGCUGUGCGACUUCCGGCAUAUCACUGCCUUCUCUGGGCUUCAGUGUCCUUUUCAUACCUAGAAUGCUGCAGUCUGAGGCUCUUUGGGUUCAGACACACCGUUGUAGGCUUCCGUAGGGGACCCUGUGAUCUGCCAUGCCCCUCCUCCCUGUUCUUUUCUGGCCUCCCCGCCCCACCCUCAGAAGCUGCUUGCUCUGCCCCCAAGACAGGAGCUUGACGGAUGAGGUGCAGCCAGCCACCCAGGUGCCGUUUCCAGUCUGACUUCUGGAAAUGUGCACCAUGUCCUAGAGCACAGACCCAUUGACUGGAGCCUCCCGGGAGGGUUCAAACUGUCCAGCUCUACGAGAAAUGCCCAGAAAGAAUUUGCCGACUCCAUCCGUCUGUGGAGGCUGUCUGCCUCCGGGGUGGGAUCGGUGGUUUCUCCUCCAAUUCAGACCCAAGAGGUAGCCCCAGAGGGCGUGUACCUGGUGGGCAGCAGCUCAGGUACCAUUGGGGGUUGCAGGGCCCUUACGCAGGUGUUUCUCUCUCUCUCCUCUCUGGGGUGCGCGUGUGCGUACGUGUGCGUGCGCGUGCGUGUGCCUGUGCUGUUCUCUGUGAGCACAUCAGGGUGCCCCUCCGAGAACACGUGCACGUGUCCCCACCUGAGCAAGCGUGUGUGUGUGCUCCUCUGCGUCCCAGGUUUGGACGUCUGGAGGUUGGUGUGCCUGUCUUCUGCCCUCCCUGAGCCCACAGGGUCAGUCAGUGUAUCUUCUACGUGCCUCUCCCUCUGCCUUCUCUCACAGUGCCCCCGGCUCCAGAGCUCAGGGGUAGGGGUUCUCCUGAAGGUGCAGGGGACCCUCCUCAUCUCCUGGACCCUCCAGGGCACUCUGGUCCCUAUUCCCCAGCUCCCAGGCAGCUGAGCCGGGUCUCUUAGGGGAGGUGACCAGCAGCUUCGGUGCAGGGAGCUCUUGGUGGGGCAAAGGGCUGGACCCCUGCCAGGUCCGUGGACAUGGUUAUAUGCCCGGGAGGGGCGGGUGCAGGGCCCCAGGGAUGGCCCCCAACCCCACCUCUGUUUAUUCUGUAAACUACAACCUAUAAAUAACCUUUAGCAUUCCUAUUGUAACAAAAUUAAUUUUUAUGAAAUAAAUUAUAUUUCCUAGUCUAAUAAAAUCUGGGUUGCAUUU